Verticillium alfalfae VaMs.102 is the source of this 852-nucleotide messenger RNA. RefSeq names its product rhamnolipids biosynthesis 3-oxoacyl-[acyl-carrier-protein] reductase. The record is from RefSeq and is a predicted model, not a curated record. The coding region runs from base 1 to 852 and encodes 283 amino acids. NCBI's taxonomy places the organism in Eukaryota, Fungi, Ascomycota, Sordariomycetes, Glomerellales, Plectosphaerellaceae. Gene Ontology annotation, molecular function: oxidoreductase activity. The transcript is spliced from 4 exons.
AUGUCUGAGCUCAAGAACUUCAGCAAUGCAUUUUCUCUCGAGGGCCGAACGGCUGUCGUCACCGGCGGCUCCCGCGGCCUUGGCCUGCACAUGGCCACCGCCUUCCUUCUUGCUGGCUGCUCCCACGUCAUCAUCACCGCCCGCAAGCUCGAAGGGGAGCAGGGCAUCACGCAAGCAGUCGAGAAGCUGAACAAGCUGCCCCAAAUCCGCGGAAAGGCCAUUGGCCUUGCGGCGAACGUGGCCGACACCAAGGAUAUCGAGCGCCUUGUGGGCGAGGUCAAGAGCAUUAUUGGGAGCAAAGGCCUGAACAUCCUGGUGUGCAAUGCUGGUGCCGCCUGGGGUUCGAGGUUCGAGGAUGCGCCGCCGAGCAGCUCCGUCAAGAUCUUGGAUCUCAAUGUGAGAGGCGUCUUUGAGCUAGCGCAAAAAUUCCUCCCCUUGCUGCAGCAGGCUGCUUCGCGGGAGGACCCGGCGCGCGUACUCACCAUAAGCUCAACAGCUGGGAGCAACGUGCCACAUGUCGGCGAGCAUGGUACAAUCAUGUAUUCCGUCUCAAAGGCAGCAGCCAACCACUUGGGUCGCAACUUGGCCGUCGAGCUGGGACGACGCAACAUCACCUCAAAUAUCAUUGCGCCCGGCUUCUUCCCGUCAAAGCUGGCGUCAGGUCUCAUUAGCAAUUUGGGCGGCAUCGACGAAUUAAGCAAGGAUAAUCCAUUGGGAAGACUGGGCGAGGCCGACGACAUAGCCGGUGUUGCUGUGUUUCUCUGCUCUCCGGCUGGCAAAUAUGUAAACGGCGUCGAGGUGGCGGUGGAUGGCGGUGCCAGAUUGUCGGCAGGGAGGAUGUCCCGUCUUUGA